AUGGGCCGCUCCAGGGAAUACAAGGAUGCCAGUGUCUCGACUGAAGAUCAUCGCGCGCAUGAGAUGCGCGGAUAUAAGGCGGCGCUGAGGAAUCCCCGAACGUCCGAGGAGGCCAAAACACAUGCUGCAGGCGUGUUGAGCCACGACUUUGGAUGGGAGGCAUCACAGCACCAGCCCAGUGAAGAACACGACAAUCCCAAAGGCAAGGACCCCAUUCGAGUCGCCGGCGCCCUGAAGGCGGCCCGAAGCAACCCUCGUGUGACCGAUCAAGGCAGGCAGCACGCUGUCGAAAAGCUCGAGCAGAUGAGCCAACAGGGUCCGGAGGAGUGA
Messenger RNA from Penicillium macrosclerotiorum, 330 nucleotides. Its product is annotated as Con-6 family protein. The transcript is spliced from 3 exons. NCBI's taxonomy places the organism in Eukaryota, Fungi, Ascomycota, Eurotiomycetes, Eurotiales, Aspergillaceae. Gene Ontology annotation, cellular component: cytoplasm. Bases 1 to 330 code for a protein of 109 amino acids. The record is from RefSeq and is a predicted model, not a curated record.